CAGUUCUUGAUCUAAUAUCCCGCCGUACACCCAACCAACGCCAGGCCGCUCAUGAGCAACGGACAUGCAUCAACAGCCGCUUUCAACAGCCCACCACCAUCGCAAGCAUCGAUUGACGGCAAAGAUAACGAACCAGAUUCGGCUGCGUUUGAGGAAUGGAAGGGCACGGUGCAACUCACCACUAUAAAUGGCGUCACGAGUUUUGAGGGGCAGUUUGAAGGAGAAUUAAGCCUGAACCUUCUCCAGGCACUUGUCCAAACCUGGUCUACUACACAGAAGACGAUCCACACGCCAGCAUGUGGCAGGGCUGGCGGAGUCAAGAGAAAGACGGGCUCACGGGGCAAGUUCACCCCCGAAGAGGAUGAUCUGCUCAUUGAUUUGAAGACAAACCUCAGCCUCCCAUGGUCGGAUAUACAUCGCCGGUUCAGCAAUCGAUUUCCGGGGCGUUCUAAGGGGGCACUGCAGGUUCGCUAUUGUACAAAGCUCAAAAAUAGCAAGUAAGGCAAGCAGCCGUACUGUGAUCAGAACAGCGCCCAAUCUUCGCGACCUGCUGCCAGGCUUCAACAACAGCGUUAUCCCGCGUGGCCACUCCAGAUCAGCAGGUGGGCCAAUGGUGUCCAGAACCACGUUCAGUCCAGGGGCAAAAUCAGCCUCGGACGUUUGUGCU
Molecule: messenger RNA, 667 nt
Organism: Emericellopsis atlantica
Lineage: Eukaryota; Fungi; Ascomycota; Sordariomycetes; Hypocreales; Bionectriaceae
Exons: 1
Coding region: 52-501 (149 amino acids)
Source: RefSeq, a predicted model, not a curated record